CUACUAGAAAUCCCACCUGCUUCAUCUAGAGACACUUUUUUGGAAUUUUUGCUUUGGUUGGUUGAGUAAAAAAUGCCAAGGAAGAACAAGUUUCUUGGUGGGUAAAGCUAUUCUUUGCCCAUCAGACGACGAUGGUUGGUCUGCCUCUSUUAAUCCUUUUGGAUGGGAUGGCUCUUCUUGUCUGUUCCUUCUACCUCGUGGCUGGAUGCGGUUCGGUUUUGUUUCCUGCCUUUGUGGAAUCMUAAAGAAAAGGUUAACAAGCAGCAGGUAAAUUUAAUUUAGCUCACAGUCCUAUAUUCUAGAGACUAUAGUUUGUUUGAACGACGGGCAAUAGAUACCACACGACUACACGAUAUCAAUAUUUGCAAGUCUUCAACUUUUUCUKUAUCCGAGUGCUUCUACUCUCUUGACUGCAACAAUCYAAAGAUGUACAAUGGUGAACUCUCUGAUCGAUUGGUUGACUGGUUGUUGUUUAUUCGUUCGAGUCCACUAGUACAGGGCUGUUCUACAAGUCAUCCGUCAUUUGCAGGACAAUGUGUUCUUCCCCUGCUUUGAAGGCAGGUUUUCCCAGAAAUGGGCAGCUCGCGCAGCGAAAGGCAUCGCCGAGGUUGCACUUGCCACAGUCCGAGCUGGGAACCUGUGGCCGCUGGCGCGACGAAUCCGCCGCUCCCCUUUCUCCCGCCUGCUCCGCUUCGUAGAUUUCCUUGCGCCCACACGAGCAGUUGUCGCAGGGCUUUCGCCCCGCGCAGUCAUCGUCCUUUGUGGAAGCACCCAUCGCUGGCGGCGGUGCCAGCACGUCGUCGUCCAGGAGGCCGUCCUCGUCGAUCACGUCGUCGUCGCCGCCGCCGUCCAGUUCAAAGUUUCCCAGGUUCACGGUGACGGCGUUCUUUUUACGCAGGGGUGCGGCACCGAUUUUCGGAAUGACCUUUGGCUUCGUUGCCGUCAGAACCCGGCUUCCGUCUGCUUCGCGGCGUUCGCUGGCGCCCACCAACCCGGCCAAYAGAAAGGAGGUGUUGAUCGGUUGCAGGUCGAUUUUAGUGCUGUUCGAGCCCCGAAUCUGGAUGGUAACCACCGAUGUCGGGGAGAGAAARGGGGCCCAGUUGGCCAGCUCCAUGGGAUUGUACACGCUUCCGAGUUCCGAUCCAUCUAUAAAGACGUCGAGUUUUUCUAGCGAGGACGCAACGAUGCCAUUCUUGGCGGAAGCAAUAUCGUCUGCGUUCUUGGCGACAAACGCCCGAGAGUACGAGCUUGUGUCGCUAGCGGUAGCACUUCCCAGUUGGAGGCAAAUGGUUGCCAUUUUGGUCCCUCUCGAUGAGAAAUCGGUGAAAKCAGAUAUCAGACUUCGGUCAGUACGGGGCUGUGAAUCCGGUUUCCCACGAAAAAAACGAAGYGCUUCACGUUGUAAACGAAUGCGGUUGACAACUUCUGAUGUUCAAAUACAGWACCGUAGUGCUU
Molecule: messenger RNA, 1455 nt
Organism: Pseudo-nitzschia multistriata
Lineage: Eukaryota; Bacillariophyta; Bacillariophyceae; Bacillariales; Bacillariaceae
Source: the annotation of a GenBank genome assembly